Molecule: messenger RNA, 1106 nt
Organism: Vitis riparia (riverbank grape)
Lineage: Eukaryota; Viridiplantae; Streptophyta; Magnoliopsida; Vitales; Vitaceae
Product: receptor-like protein 15
Exons: 8
Coding region: 6-1106 (366 amino acids)
Molecular function (GO): protein binding
Source: RefSeq, a predicted model, not a curated record
UUUCAAUGGAGAGUUUGUCAUCUAAAUAUUUGAUGUGGGUUUUUAUACUACUCUUGGUUCAAAUAUGUGGAUGCAAAGGUUGCAUCGAAGAAGAGAAGAUGGGUUUGCUUGAAUUCAAGGCUUUUCUUAAAUUGAAUAAUGAGCAUGCAGAUUUUCUUCUCUCUUCAUGGAUAGAUAACAACACUAGUGAAUGUUGUAAUUGGGAGCGGGUUAUUUGCAAUCCCACCACAGGUCGAGUUAAGAAGCUUUUCCUCAAUGAUAUAUCGCGACAACAAAAUUUCUUGGAAGACGAUUGGUACAAUUAUGAAAAUGUCAAAUUCUGGUUACUAAAUGUCUCCCUAUUCCUUCCUUUUGAAGAACUUCACCAUCUAAACUUGUCUGCAAACUCAUUUCAUGGGUUUAUUGAGAAUGAAGGAUUUAAAGGGUUAUCAAGUUUAAAGAAAUUGGAGAUCUUGGACAUAAGUGAAUUAGCUAGUUUGAGAAAUUUGGAAGUGUUGGAUCUAAGCUAUAAUGAUUUGGAAAGCUUUCAACUAUUGCAAGAUUCAAAAAGCUUGUCCAUAUUCAAAAAGCUCGAGACCUUGAACCUCAAUUACAACAAGUUCAAAAACACUAGCCUACAACAAUUGAAUAUAUUUACAUCCCUUAAAAAUCUUUUUCUAAGAUGGAACAAGUUUGAAGGAUUUUUUCCGAUCCAAGAAUUAUGCACUCUAGAAAACUUGGUGAUGUUGGACCUAAGUGGGAAUUUCUUUAUUGGCAUGCAAGAUUUUGCAAGCUUAAGCAAUUUGGAGGUAUUGGAUUUGAGUGAUAAUUCAUUUAGUGGGAUCCUUCCAUCGUCUAUAAGAUUGUUGUCUUCUCUCAAGUCUUUAUCCCUGGCUAGAAAUUACCUCAAUGGUUCCUUACCAAAUCAAGAUUUUGCAAGCUUAAGCAAUUUGGAGCUAUUGGAUUUGAGUUAUAAUUCAUUUAGUGGGAUCGUUCCAUCGUCUAUAAGAUUGUUGUCUUCUCUCAAGUCUUUAUCUCUGGCUGGAAAUCACCUCAAUGGUUCCUUAGCAAAUCAAGAUGCUUUGGUCAUAUCGGAUUUGGAGAUUUCAAAACUGAGCACAAUGUGA